UUGAUUUCACCAAACUUUAGAUUUCUGCCGAAAAGUUCGUAUACCCAGUUAAAAGUUUAAAACCCAAACCCAUUUUGUUUCAAACAAAGAUUUAUAUUAAAGAUUUCACUUUGAUCUGAAAGUCUCAGUUUUUAUUUCAAUUUGUCAAGUACCAGUUUGUUUAUUCAACUCAAAGUUCAUUGAGUUUCAGUUUUGAAAACAUAUUUUUAGAGGUAAAAACACUUCAUUGAAUGGACGUAUAGUUGAGCAAUCUGUUGAAGCACAUUUGAUUGGAAUUUAGAGGCGCCCCAGAGUUUUUGGGGACGGAUUUAGUGAGGUGGGUAUCUUAUAUUUUGAGCAACUGAGUUGGUUUGGGAUUGAGUUUGUGAAGUUUUCGUCAGUGAGUUUUGAAAAAGAGUCGUGAAUGAGGGUGAGAUGAUAGGAGUGUAUGUGUGUUUUAGAUGACAAUGACUGGAGGGUCAUUGGGGAUUCGCUCUGGGAGUUAUGGAUCUUUGGAUAAACAACAGUUACAAAACGGCGGAAGCUUGUUGCCUGUUCAACAAACUUCAACACGUAUUAAACCUUCAAAGAUGUUCAAGGAGAAGGAGGGUUUGGUGCCCUGGAUCUGUAAAUUUGCCGGCCGCAAAAAGGUUGGAAUGCUGCUCCUAUUUGUUAUCUCCGCAGCCGUUUUCGUCUGGGUUCUGUAUGUUGGGAAAGGUGAAGAUACACGGGAGACCGACCAUGUACCAAACAUUAGUUUCAAUGGCAACUUUACUGUAAAUUAUUCUGAACCUACACCAAUAUACAGAGAGCAAACUCAAAAUAUGUACAAUCAGAAUUCUUUUAACAAUAUGGACAAUCAUAAUUCUUUUAGCAUUGUGGACAAUCAGAAUCCUCUAUUGAACACUGGGGAAACAAUUGAAAAUAGGAUUUUCCCCCCUCCUCCUCCUUCAUAUUUUCUGGGUUACACUCUUCCACCAGGGCAUCCAUGUAAUAGUUUCACUUUACCUCCCCCACCAGCAGAUAAAAAAAGAUCUGGACCGCGGUCAUGUUCAGUAUGUUACCUUCCUGUGGAAGAAGCCAUUUCCUUAAUGCCAAGUGUCCCCUCAUUUUCUCCGGUAGUUAAGAAUUUAACAUAUAUUGUUGAGCCAGAGUUGAACAGAGAGACUGAAUUUGGAGGCUCUGACUUUGGUGGAUAUCCUACUUUAGCACAGAGAGCUGAUUCUUAUGACAUAAGAGAGUCAAUGAGUGUGCACUGUGGGUUUGUCAAAGGGAAACCUGGACGUGGGACAGGAUAUGACCUUGAUGAGGAGGAUCUUCUUGAUAUGGAGCAAUGCCGUGGAGUUGUUGUUAUAUCAGCAAUUUUUGGGGCUUUUGAUGAUGUAAACCAGCCAAGUAAUAUUAGUGAAUAUUCCAGGAAGACUGUAUGUUUCUUCAUGUUUGUUGAUGAAGAAACAGAAGCAUAUUUGAAAGCUAAUAGUGGUCUGGACAGCAGCAAGAUGAUGGGGAUAUGGAGAAUUGUUGUUAUUCAUAAUAUUCCUUACAUGGAUGCAAGACGGACUGGGAAGAUUCCAAAGCUUCUACCACAUAGGUUGUUCCCCAAUGCCCGCUUUUCAUUAUGGAUUGAUGGGAAACUUGAGCUUGUUGUGGAUCCAUAUCAAAUUCUUGAAAGGCACUUGUGGAGAAAAAACGCCACUUUUUCAAUUUCCAGACAUUAUAAGCGCUUCGAUGUAUUUGUGGAAGCUGAGGCAAAUAAAGCUGCUAAGAAAUAUGAUAAUGCUUCCAUCGACUUUCAGGUCGAGUUUUAUAAAAAUGAAGGUUUGACCCCAUAUUCUGAGGCUAAGCUUCCAAUUACAAGUGAUGUUCCUGAAGGAUGUGUCGUAAUAAGAGAGCAUGUUCCUAUCAGCAAUCUCUUUGCCUGUCUUUGGUACAAUGAAGUUGAUCGUUUUACUUCCAGGGACCAAAUAAGUUUUUCCACUGUGAGGGAUAAGAUUGCGGCAAAGACAAAUUGGACAGUUAAUAUGUUCUUGGAUUGCGAAAGAAGGAAUUUUGUAGUUCAGAAAUAUCAUAGAGAUCACAUCUUUCUGCCCCCCAUUCCUGUUUCUUUUAUCCCUCCACCACCUGCACCGCCACCGCCACCGCCACUGCCACCACCACCACCAGCUUUGUUUCGUGACACACCAAGAGAAUUGCCAAAUGAAUUUUCUGAAGCAAGGGUUGUAAGUAGUCCUGUGAGACGGGUCACCCCAAGGCGUAGCCGUAGGUCUGGAUCUAGGCGUCAUCGCAAAGCUGUUGUGGUUGGCGAGGACAUUGAUUCAAAUCAUCGCAAAGCUGUUGUCGUUGGCGGGGACAUUGGUUCAAAUUAAAAUUUUGUCCUCCUAAACACCAUUCUUUUUCUUACCCCUUCGAAAAUCCAUUGCAGGUCUGGAAGAUUAAGGCAAGAUGAGUGUUGUAGCUUUAUUUCCACCUCAACCAAUUUUUUUUUUUAUUUUUUUUUAUUAUUUUUUUUUUUUAACUUUAUGGAAUUGGGUAUUUAAAUUCAUUUAUUUUUGUACAUAUAUUAUUAUUAUUAUUAUUAUUAUUAUUAUUAUUUGUAAUAGUUAUAAUUAUGGGUUGCCAUCAAAUUGCAUUCAUGUGGUAGCCCAUUUCUUUAUAAUAGCUGCAUUAUAUUGGAACUCAUCU
Molecule: messenger RNA, 2661 nt
Organism: Pistacia vera
Lineage: Eukaryota; Viridiplantae; Streptophyta; Magnoliopsida; Sapindales; Anacardiaceae
Exons: 9
Coding region: 441-2345 (634 amino acids)
Source: RefSeq, a predicted model, not a curated record